Molecule: messenger RNA, 1341 nt
Organism: Rotaria sp. Silwood1
Lineage: Eukaryota; Metazoa; Rotifera; Eurotatoria; Philodinida; Philodinidae
Source: the annotation of a GenBank genome assembly
AUGUAUCUAAGUAAAGGAAAAGUAACAUGUUUUUAUUGUGAUUGGAAUGGUCGUAAAGACAAGGCGAAAGAUCAUUGCAAAAAACACCAUCCUGAUAAAACAUUCAAAUUAAAGAUUGUUGAAAACAACAUGGAGAAAUUCUUUCAAAAGCAAAUAAAUCGUGAAACAGCAACAACAACAGAUGUUAUUAAUGAUGAUAUACAAGAACAAGAGGAGCAGUGUUCUACUGUUGUCUCUCCGUCGCUAUCUUCAUUAAGUAACUUUCAUGUAUCACCUCCUUCGUCAACUUCUAUUUGUACAAGUCCAACAACAAAUUCAGUUUCCGAUCAAUUAGCAUUAGUGAUGAAACAAUUAAAAAAAAUGACAAAUGCAAUUGAUCAAAUAAGUUUAGAAAAAACAAAGGUUCAAUUAUCAUCAUCAUCUUGGCAAUCAGAUGAUUUAGAACAAAUGUUUCAAAAUAUCACAUGUUCUAAUGACCUAUAUAUGCUAAAGUAUUUAGAAAUAAAUAGUCAGUUGGAUACCAUCACAUGUAUAGCUUGUUUUAAAUUUAAAAAACAAGCACCAAAACAUCUGUUAAGUACAAUUAAACCCGUAUUUGGUGUAUUUGAGUAUGUUGAACAAAAUCCACAUCAGAUUCAAUCCCAACGAUUCAGAAGUUUGAAGAGAAAUUUAAAAUUACAUUAUGAAAAUAAACUUCAUAUGUGGUGUGUUGAAGAAGACGAAAAAGUCAAACAAGAAUUACAUGAUUUUAUUAGAAAAAAUAAAAAAGCUGGGUUCAAUAUUGGUAGGGCAGCGUUAUUUUGCAUUCAAAAUGGUUUAGGUGAUCUUAAAUUUGUGCACACAUUGAAUUUAUUAGAUCUAUGUGGUGCUUCUAUUGGAACUUAUAGACAUAGUCGAUGGUUUUUUCAAGAACUUCGAAAUUCUAUGGCUACAUCUAUGAAACAAAGAGUUAUGGAAUAUUUAAAAUCAGUCGAUCCAAUUACACGACAACAACGACCAAUUGGUAUUAUAUUUGAUAAAGUAACAUUGUUAAAAAGGACUUUGCAAGUAACAAUGCUUGUCGUAAUGAUUGAUGGACAAUUAACACCUAUGUAUUUAAAAUCAUCUUUAUGUAAAACCGAAUUAUCAGGUGAAGAAUUAGCUGCUAAUUGUGUUAAUGUAUUAAAAUCUUUUGGUUUAACUAAAUCUAUGUUACAGGAAAAAUUAACUGGUGGUGUUGUCGAUGGUGCCUACAUUCAUAUGAACAUAAAUGAGCAUUUAUGUAAUAAUAUAGGGGAUUCAACAGAAUUGGUUAACAAUUUCAUGGGAUGUUGCUCAUUUAUUGGAAUUGGCAAUUGGUGA